Brugia pahangi is the source of this 1671-nucleotide messenger RNA. NCBI's taxonomy places the organism in Eukaryota, Metazoa, Nematoda, Chromadorea, Rhabditida, Onchocercidae. The record is from the annotation of a GenBank genome assembly.
AUGGUAGCAAUAAAAUAUGAAAAAGAUCGUGCAGCAGAUAUAAUCCUACCAAAUUAUCACGAAUAUGGUAGAUUGGAUAUACCAACUUACUACCAAAGUUAUUGGCAAAGUCCUGAAGAACGAUUUUAUAUUGGUUUAUUUGUUAUUCAAAUAUUAUGCUUAAUUACAUCAUUUUUUUUAUUGUUUGCUUCUUGUUCACUCAUUUAUGGUGCUCACACUUAUUCACGAUGUUUAAUAUGGCCAUGGCUUCCAUGUAUGAUAGCAAGUAUAAUUUGUACAUUAGCAUAUUGUAUUAUGUGGUGGAGCGGUGAUGUUCGAGACUAUUGGCUUGUGCUUACAAUUCUUGAAAUGAUUACUAUAUUCAUUAAUGUAUAUUGUGUAUUUGUUGUAUCAUUGUUCUAUCGUUAUAUUAGCAAUAAUAGUAGAAAAGAACGAACAACACAUUAUAGGCCAAAAAUGUACGAUGAAUUCAAGAAAGAUAAUAAUUAUUAUAUCAACAAUUAUCUUCCUGAACUGGAACAUCCUAUAAAAUCAGGUUAUCGGAAAAAUGAUUCAUUACGACGUGAUCAGCAUAAUCGGCGACAAGAUUAUACGUUGGUGCAACAAUCAGUUCCAACUACUCCAAUGCAAACCCGAAAAACAACUUUUCCGGAUGAUUUAGUUUCUACAUGGGUCAAAGAACAACAAUCUCUAAAAGACAUACCAGAUCAUGCUAACAGUGAACCGAUCACACAACAAAAACCAGAAGAUAUUUAUUCAUUGAAGCACUCAUAUUCUGUACCAUCAAUUAAUGCGAAAAUCACAGAUGCUAAAUGUUGUCAUCGUCAUCGACACAAGCAUUGUCAUCGUCAUCAUCGUCAUCAUCAUCAUCACCAUCAUCAUCAUCGUCGUAAACACCGGUCAGAUUCACGACGACGUGAUGAUGAUGAUCACGGUGAUCACGGUGAUCAUCGAAGAAGUUCAUCACGACAUCGUUAUCGUUUCCCUUCUCUAACAAGUAGUUCUGGAUCAGUGAGCACUGAUUACUCAGAUAACUCAUAUCUUGUUAGACGUCGAUCACGAAAUCUUGAAGAUAGCAGUACGACAACAGAUGAACAUAAAAUAUCUGAAGGUUAUUAUAGGUCAUUGAAGACAAAAUUUGAAAAUAAUCACGGUGAUUCUCAGCGAUUUAGAGAUCAUCGACACGGAUCACGGAAAUCAAAACGUAAUCAGUAUGAUGAGAAGAAAAAUUCCGGUAACGCUUCACCAACUGUUGCAGUACAAACAGAUUCUGUACUAGCACAUUGGCCUUUAGAUCCGCAAAAAGGAUUAGCACUUCCGCAACAAAUUAUCAUUCCACCAUCAAACGGAAAUAUUGGCGCAGAUGGUCGUCCACAACCGCAAACAUAUCAAAUUAAUUCUGAAAUAAGAAUUUCAUAUGAUCAAAAUGGUAGAUCUCCAAUAUCACAUGAGAUUUCUGCUUUAUCUAAGAAGGUCGAGAAUGAACAACAACAAUUUACUCCAGUAUAUCAUCAAUCUCGAGAUGAGAAUUGCAUAGUGUCUCAUUGGAUUGUUAGAAAAUGGAACGCAUCUAUUCGUGACUGUCUGCAAAUCCGGGUGGCUCUACCGGAAUGGAUAACGGUAUUAGUGUGUGUAUGUGUGUACGGUUGGUACUGUAGCGGAUUACUGUGA